This is a messenger RNA of Lachancea meyersii CBS 8951, 1965 nucleotides long. NCBI's taxonomy places the organism in Eukaryota, Fungi, Ascomycota, Saccharomycetes, Saccharomycetales, Saccharomycetaceae. The record is from the annotation of a GenBank genome assembly.
AUGUCUGCGACUCCCGAAUUGGCCAAAAACGGCCAGGGAGCAUUUGUAAGGCCCAGCAAGCGGCAAAACAGGCCGGACGAGGAUGUUCGGGGUAGACUUAGCGAUAAAAUAGAGGAAACCCCUAGUGACAUCUGCACGUAUCUGGAACUGGUACGACUGCUCCAAGACCAGGAUCAGGACCAGCUGCAGGAGGCUCGCCAAGUGCUGGACAAACUGCACGAACGAUUCCCACUUUUUGCGCCACUGUGGACAGUAGAGCUCGGUUACGACCUCGAGCGUGACGAAUUCACACACGCAGAAACCCUGCUGACCCGCAGUCUGUCGGGAGAGCUGGACAACAACGAUUUAGGGCUGUGGUUUAUGUACUUGGACUUUGUUCGUAGGAAGAACAACAUCAUUACUGGCGGAGAAGAAGCGCGUAGUGUGGUGCUUAAGGCGUUCGACGCUGUCGCCACUAAGUGUGCUAGCUUUGAGCCGCGGUCGUCGACGUUUUGGGCCGAGUAUUUGUCCUUUCUAGAGCACUGGAAGCCCGUGAGCAAGUGGGAAGAGCAGCAAAGAGUAGAUCUCACACGCACGCUGUACAAACGUAUGCUUUGUAUUCCCUUCGAUGGUCUGGAGAGAUCGUGGAGCAAAUACACGCAAUGGGAACAAGAAGUCAAUUCUUUGACGGCACGUAAGUUCAUUGGCGAGCUUUCAGCUAACUACAUGAAAGCGAGAUCGCUUUACCAGGAAUGGGCAAACAUAACGAAAGGUCUAAGAAAAACACUUCCAUCCCGUCUUUCACAAUGUUCGCGUCAAACCAUCCCGCAGCCUGGCCAAUAUGAUAUCGAGCAAUUACGCCUGUGGAAAGAAUGGAUCCAGUGGGAGCUGCAAAACAAAUCGGAUUUACCAGAAGCAGAACAUAAGCAACGCGUCGAAUAUGUCUACAAACAGUCGAUACAACAUGUUUUGUUUUCGCCAGAAAUUUGGUACAACUACACCAUGUACGUAAUGUCAUAUUCGACUUCAAAAGCUAGAGAGCUCUUGAUGCUAGGAACGAAGGCUAAUCCGGGAUCCUGUACUUUGACCUUCAAACUAGCUGAGUCGCAUGAGUUAGAAAAUGACGUGAGUGAAAUGCAAUUGUGUUUCGAGAGAUGCAUCGACCAGUUGGUCUUGGAAUACCAUAUCAUGAGCGAUGAGAACGAAGACACUUACGAGAAAAGACAAAAAAUCACGUUUGCUUACUGCAUAUAUAUGAAUGCGAUGAAACGAGUCUCAGGAUUGUCUGCCGCUCGUAAGGUUUUUGGCAAAUGUCGUAAGCUGAAGGACCUUCUAACACAUGAAAUCUACAUCGAAAAUGCAUACUUGGAAUAUCAUAACCAAAACGACCAUAAGACAGCCUGUAAAGUACUCGAGCUGGGUAUGAAAUACUUUGCCGAUAACGGAGAGUAUGUGAACAAGUACCUGGACUUUUUAAUUUUGAUAAAUCAGGAUGGUCUCAUAAAAUCGCUAUUCGAAACUUCUCUGGAUAAAGUAACAGAAGUGGACCAGCUGCAAAUUAUCUACAAGAAAGUCAUCAACUAUGAAUCGAAGUUUGGUAACUUGACCAAUGCGUAUUCAAUUGAAAAUCGGUUCUUCGACAAGUUCCCCCAACUGGAGAAAAUCGAAGUAUUCACAGAUCGUUACCAGGUGCAAGACAGCAAUCUUGUCAAAAAACUAGAGUUGGAUUAUUUAUACCAGUCAAGCAUUUGUUCCGACACUCCUAGCAGUGAUCGCAAGAGGCAAAGAGGUAAUUCGUUCUCAAACGAAAUUUCAGGAAACGCUAAAAGAACAAAGUCGGAAGAUUUUGUCACAAAAAAUGUUAUCGAGCUGCUGAAAGUGUUACCAAAGCGCCAAUAUUUCAAGACAGCGGUCCUGGACGCCGAAAAGUUAACAAGAUACUUGUGUGAAAACGUAAGUAUACCCUCUGGUGCGGAGGCAAAAUAG